UGAAAAUGAGUGAACAAUUUCGGACACUAAUGCCUACACCGUGCACAAGUAUUUGACCUAAACGUUUAUGCACUUUAUGUAUAUUUUUAUUAUGUUGUUUAUUUUAAUAACGAUAUAACGUGUUCCUAUUACAUAGGCUAAAAGGUGUGUGACAUUAGUGACACACGGAUUGAUAACUAUAGAAUAUGCAGCUACAUCAGGCUGUAAUACGAAUUAUCGAAACAUCACUGUUUGUGACUGCAGAAGACAGACGAGAAGAGAAGUCGUUGCCACGGCAACCUGGGGAUGAUGCAAACGGGGGAUGAUGCAAACGAACGAUGACGGACUUCGCCUGGAUUCAUGACGGGAGGAAUUAAGUGGACCAAAACAACGCAAACCACAGAUCUUUAAACACGCAAAUCAAAUCUUUGUGUUUACAACAGAAAUGUGUUUAAAAUAAUUUCCCAGGUAGCCAUAUGAGUCAUCAAAUGUAUAUAUUUAUAUAUAUUAAGUCAUUAUUAAACACAGCUCGAUACUCUUAGUGCUGAAGGAUCUCAGGAUGUACUCAAACGACCCCCAGCAGGCACGUGCAGAGGGGGGGCUUGAGCCCAGGCCCUUUUUGUUCCUGGAGAGAAAGUGCCCUUUUUCUGGGAUUUUUUUUUUAAUGGAUAUAUGUAUGUGCGCGCGUAUGUAUUUGCGCACGGCUUUAACUGUCAAAAACAAUUAGAAAACUUCAGGUCAGGUCGGGAAAUGUUGAGAGUUCCGAUGCCUUUCUUCCAUCCGCGUCUCCACGCAGGCGCGCAGCCGCAAAUAGCGCGCACGCGCAGCACAGCUGUGUGUGUAGCAUGUUUGGCACAUCAGGCAGAGAGCCGCAGAAAUGAAGACCUCCCUCCUUUCCAGUAGCGUUUGUCUUGGUGUGGAGGGUUCAACGUCCUGCCUGGGAGCUUCUCCACCUCAGGGUCAACGCUCUUUCUGGGAAACUUUUCCACCUCAGCAGAAGAGUUGUUUACAGGGACAAAGGGACAAAUCUGAGUCCCAGGUACCUCCAGCAGCUGCUGCUGUUCCAAGAACAGCUUCCCCACAAAGGCAAGAGAGUGCUGGACAAGAGAAGUCCACAAAUGCUUCUCCACCUCAGCAGGACAGCUCUACAAAGAAACGGGAUAAGCCAGAUCCAGUCAAAAUGGAGUCCCGGGCACCCCCAGCAGCUGCUGCUGUCACAAAACCAGCUCCUUCACCAAGAAAGGAGAUUGCUGGACAAGAGACGGCAACAAAGCCCCCAGCUAUUAUCCAGAGGAGGGUCUUCAGAAAUGGGUGGACAACUCGGAAGGUGUCCACGAAGACCCCCGUGAUAGCCAAUUCAAUGCGUUACCCAUCUAAGGGUCAGCAUCCUGCCUGGAGAUCUUCUCCAUCUGAGGGUCAACGUCCUGCCUGCCGAAUGCCCAGUGCAUCUCCUGGAGCUACUGGGGCUUCAAAUAAUGGACAAGGCAGAAGCAUGAGGGAAAACAAAAACACUUCCCCACAAAGGCAUGAGAGUGUUGGACAAGAGAAGUCCACAAAACCUGCCGUCGCACCAGCUGCUCCACCUCAGCUGGAGAGUUCUAUAAAUAAACAGGAUAACUCACAUCCAGCCAAAACGGAGUCCCAGGUACCUCCAGCAGCUGCUGCUGUUACAAAACCAGCGUCCACAGAACCAGAGGCGUCCACAGAAGCUCCUGUCAUGGCAGCUUCUCCACCUCAGCUGGAGAGUUCUACAGAGACACUGGAUAUGAAAGAUCCACCAAAACCUGAGUCCCAGGAACCUCCAGCAGCUGCUGCUGUUUCAGAAACAGCUCCAGGAUAUGCAGUGGACACAUUCAAGGUUUCGAAUAAGGCCAGAAGGAGGAUGAGGAAAAUGAGAAAUAGUUAAAAAAUGCAGGAGGCUGCUGGACAAGAGACACAGAUGCAGGAAGUGAGCGAAACGCUGGAGACUGACACAUCUAUUGAACACCUGUAUGAGCUCCUGGGUGGACUG
Messenger RNA from Triplophysa rosa, 1990 nucleotides. Its product is annotated as polycystic kidney disease protein 1-like 3. The record is from RefSeq and is a predicted model, not a curated record. The transcript is spliced from 15 exons. The coding region runs from base 857 to 1885 and encodes 342 amino acids. NCBI's taxonomy places the organism in Eukaryota, Metazoa, Chordata, Actinopteri, Cypriniformes, Nemacheilidae.